Thunnus maccoyii (southern bluefin tuna) is the source of this 2081-nucleotide messenger RNA. It is a transcript of the gene ovol1a, whose product is annotated as ovo-like zinc finger 1a. The coding region runs from base 525 to 1556 and encodes 343 amino acids. The transcript has 5 exons. Gene Ontology annotation, cellular component: nucleus. Gene Ontology annotation, biological process: regulation of transcription by RNA polymerase II; epidermal cell differentiation. The record is from RefSeq and is a predicted model, not a curated record. Gene Ontology annotation, molecular function: RNA polymerase II cis-regulatory region sequence-specific DNA binding; DNA-binding transcription factor activity, RNA polymerase II-specific. Lineage: Eukaryota; Metazoa; Chordata; Actinopteri; Scombriformes; Scombridae.
GCGCAUGCGCGCUGGCGUCUGUUUCCUGCUUUUUAAAUGAGUACCUGUGCUGCUUUUUGACCCACCUCUGUCGAGUGUGUGUGUGUGUGUGAUCAGGAUAUCGUAUCUGCUGUUUUUUUCCCCCCCUUAAAACUCGCUCUCUCACCCACUCACACACACUCCCGUUAUUUCAGGGCGCUGUGGCUGAUAUUCACUCUUUACCUGUCCGGGUUGCUCACCUGAGCGGACUCACCUGUCCCGACGCCAUAAGACUUUUUGUUUCCUUUUUGCUUCCAGAGCUGGAAAGAAAAUCAAACUGAGAACAAGGUGUGUGUGAAGGAAAAGAAGAGAUUAAAGCUUACGAAACGAGCAGAAAAGACGCAAGGAGGAAGGAGAAAACGGGGACCGACACCUUCCAUUUUUUUUUCCUUGCAACUUUAGAGUUUCCUGCUUUUGUAACUUUUUGGUUGACUUUACGUCGCGAAAAGCGGCUUCUCCAAAAACAAACGAACCCUUAAAGGAUAAGGGUAUUCGCUUAAUUGAGCAUGCCGAGGGCUUUCUUGGUGAAAAAGGCGAAUGUUUCGCCGGGAAAGCGGAACUGGAGUGAACUCCCUGAUCAUGAACGAGGGGACGUCUACAUCCCAGUCUCCAUCUUCCCUCCGUCCGUCUUGGUGAUGGAUUCUGAAGCCAGCCCCGCCGAGACGCCUCCUCUCUGCCUCACCAAGCACUCUCUCUCCGACACGCGAACGCACGCCGAGCUGCCGUCCAGCACGGUGCUGGGCCGACCCCAGAGCUCCGCGGCUCCACCGGAGGAGAGGUUAGGGAUCAAGAGGAGGUCGCAGGGCGCCUCCACGUACAUCCGAUCUAAAAUUAAGGUGACUACAGGCGAGUUACCCCCCGAUCCUUCUCUCCCUCUCCCUCUCCUUGCUAUUCCUACCCCGCCUUCCUUAACCUCAAACGCCACUGCGAUGCCGGUUGCCUUGACGACAACCCCUGCCCCCCUAGAGACGGUCUCCACGGUGACCAGAUCAGCGGUUCAAAGUCAGAGUUCUUCGACAGGGACGACGGGGGCGUUCGUGUGUCAGGUUUGUCAGAAGACGUUCCAGUACCAGCGGAUGUUAAACAGACAUAUCAAGUGUCACAACGAGACCAAGAGACACCUCUGCAGCCACUGCGGCAAAGGCUUCAACGAUACCUUCGACCUCAAGAGACACGUUCGCACACAUACAGGCGUCCGCCCCUACAAGUGCAGCCUGUGCGACAAGGCCUUCACCCAGCGCUGCUCCCUGGAGUCCCACAUGAAGAAGAUCCACAACGUCACCCUGAAGUACGCCUACAAAGAGCGACGCAACAAGCUGUACGUCUGCGAGGAGUGCGGCCACACGGUGGGAACUCAGGACGAGCUGCUGCUCCACCUCCAGUCGCUCCACCCCGACAGCGCCCUGUUGAAGGGGAAAGUCGCAAGGAGAGCAGGAGGAGGAGGAGGAGGAAGAGAGGGAGGGUCAGUCGGAGGAUCAACCCCAGGUUCUCCCCAAGGAGCUGAUAGCGACGAUACCACCGGAUCAGCAGGGCAGUAGAGGAGAGGGAAGCCCGAAAGAUCAUCAAAACUCAGGGUGGAUGGAUGAAGGAUGGAUGUAGGCAUUAACUCAUAUGAAUAGGUGAAGUGAUAGAGUUACAAACAGAUUACAUAACAGUGGUGAAAGUAAAUGUAUGUGUUUAUGGAUUUAGGCUUAUAACAAGGUUAAAUGACAUGUCUGACUUUGACUAAUAUAUUAUAUAUAUAUAUUUUUACAUGUGAUUGCGAUGUGGAUGAGAUAACUAACGUGUGACAAUACCAACCUAUUUUCCUUCUUUUGUAUUGCAUGUGAAUAUUAAGUGUGGGAUUCUCUGUACAGCAAAAAGAUGAGUUUUCUAUGAAAAAAAUAACAUUAAAGGGAGUAAUAUAUUACACAAGAAUGAAUUAUCCUUGUUUUUUUUUAAAGUAUAAAUUGUGAUUAUUAUGUAACCUACAUUAUGGACAGCCUGAAACUGGUCGAUGGUGGUAUUGGUGGUGGUUCCCGGCCAGUGAAGUGAACUCAUAAAGAUACUGUUUCAUAAUGAAA